Molecule: messenger RNA, 435 nt
Organism: Arabidopsis thaliana (thale cress)
Lineage: Eukaryota; Viridiplantae; Streptophyta; Magnoliopsida; Brassicales; Brassicaceae
Product: F-box family protein-like protein
Exons: 4
Coding region: 1-435 (144 amino acids)
Source: RefSeq, marked reviewed
AUGGAUAUGUCGAUGAGAGAAGAGAAAAGACCAAAAGUGUUUGAUAAUCACGAUUGGUAUUUCGUUUGGAAAACAUGCGUGAAACGGCCUCUGUAUCCAUGGCGGAUCAUAUACUACGAUGAUGAUUCUUCCAGUUUGUUUGAUCCCGGUGAAGACAAGAUUUACGGGACAAAACUCCUCGGACUCUCUGACAAUAGCUAUUAUAUGGCUAGCUCCGGAAACUGGCUCUUGAUGAUCAAUCUUCCGUCAAUGGAGUCGUCAGUUCGCGGUGGAAAAAUAAGAUUCGAGCCAAGCAGAUACUAUAAUAGACAAGGCAAGUGGGGAUGGUUCGUCCUCCAUCCUUUUGUUAUUUGUUCACAUACAAGAAAGGAGAUGAUUCUUGGUGGAACUGGAAUGAUAAGUAUGGGACAUCAGCUCCGAUGUUUGGGGAUUUAG